UCAAUAACUCCCCAGGAGGCUGCUGUUCUCCCCCCCGCUUCCCACCCUCCCACUUGUCUCGGUGUCUCUGCAUUCAUGCCUUUUUGGCCCUCCCUCGGCAGCGGGCGAGGAAUAAAGCGGCGCCGGGCUGAGCACGACGCAGGCUGCGCUGGGGAUGCUGUGAGCCAGCGGAGGGAAGCCUGAAUCACCGGCACCUCGAGGAUUUUUAGAUGUGCCCUGAUGCCGCAGGGUCUCCCCGCUCCUGGAAAUGCAGCUCUCUUCCAGUGUGGCUGAACUCAGUUGUGACGAGACGAUGGACCCACCGGCUGAGGACUUCCAGCAGGUCCUGUCCAUUGACCAAAUCCGCUCCAUCCGUGCCAGCAACAACUACGUGGAGAGGCCAGCUGCCUGCUUCCAGCAAACCCGCUCCAACCCAUCCCUGUCCCAGCCCCCGCACAAGCAAGAGUGGUCCCAGGACCGCCUGGCGUCUUCCACCUUCCAGGACCUGCACCGCAGCCACAGCCAACAGCACCAGAUGCCACCGUCGCAGCAACACAUGAGCCAUUCCAGCACGGCCAGCUCCGUCUCCCAAAGCACCACCGCCUCCGACCAGCGCCUCCUGAGCAGCCUCACGCCUUCCCACUCCGGGCACUCCCUCAUCCGGACGCAACCCCGGGCCGGCGAGCUGAAAGCGGAGGAAUCGCCGCUGAAAGGGGUGGCGGAGAAGCCCACCCUCCACACCGGCCACCUCUUCAUCUGCGAGGAGUGCGGGCGAUGCAAGUGCGCCCGCUGCACGGCCGCCCGCAGCCUGCCCUCCUGCUGGCUCUGCAACCAGCGCUGCCUCUGCUCCCCCGAGAGCCUCCUCGACUACGGGACUUGCCUCUGCUGCGUCAAGGGUCUCUUCUACCACUGCUCCACCGACGACGAGGACACCUGCGCCGACGAGCCCCGCUCCUGCGGGCAGGGGCGCUGCUGCGGGGCUGCCAUGAGCUUCCUCUCCCUCCUCAUGCCCUGCCUCUGCUGCUACUUUCCCACCCUGGGGUGCCUCAAACUGUGCCAGCGGGGUUACGACGGCCUGAAACGACCCGGCUGCCGCUGCCAGAGCCACACCAACACGGUCUGCAGGAAGAUCUCCUCCUCCAGCGGCACGCCUUUCCCCAAAACGCUGGAUAAGCCGGUAUGA
Charadrius vociferus (killdeer) is the source of this 1162-nucleotide messenger RNA. RefSeq names its product sprouty homolog 3 (Drosophila) (gene SPRY3). Lineage: Eukaryota; Metazoa; Chordata; Aves; Charadriiformes; Charadriidae. Gene Ontology annotation, biological process: negative regulation of MAP kinase activity; multicellular organism development; negative regulation of fibroblast growth factor receptor signaling pathway. The record is from RefSeq and is a predicted model, not a curated record. Gene Ontology annotation, cellular component: cytosol; membrane.